This is a messenger RNA of Coniophora puteana RWD-64-598 SS2, 1222 nucleotides long. RefSeq names its product HAD hydrolase. Lineage: Eukaryota; Fungi; Basidiomycota; Agaricomycetes; Boletales; Coniophoraceae. Gene Ontology annotation, biological process: glycerophospholipid biosynthetic process. The transcript is spliced from 12 exons. The coding region runs from base 36 to 1163 and encodes 375 amino acids. Gene Ontology annotation, cellular component: mitochondrion. The record is from RefSeq and is a predicted model, not a curated record.
GUCAUUUUCCGGCACGGUUUCACUGCGGACGGGCUAUGUCAAGCUUAUUGCGGUCUUCUAUCGCUACCCGUUCCUGCAGAACGUCAUCAAAUGCGCUCUGCCUGCGACGCAGCACGCUGCUUUUGGAGCGUAGCACACGGCGACGACACAGUCCAUCUGCUCUUCCGCCUCCCAUCAGCUUCGCUUUUGAUAUUGACGGUGUUUUGAUUAGAGGUGAAGAACCUAUACCUGCCGCGCGGAAGGCGCUCUCCAUUCUCGAUGGCGACAACGAAUGGGGAAUGAAGAUACCUUACAUUCUGCUGACGAAUGGCGGCGGAGUCGGCGAAGAGGAACGUUGUCGAAGGCUAAGCAAACAAUUGGGUGUCCAGAUACCUGUGGACCGGUACAUCCAGGCACAUACGAUCAUCCGAUCCAUUGCGAGCAAAUACGCAGAUCAUCCGGUGUUGGUAUUGGGUGGUCGGAAUGACGUCCUUCGCAAGGUGGCUGAGAACUAUGGCUUCAAGCACGUGUAUAACAGCCUCGACGUGCUUGCCUGGAAUCCGUCCGUGUGGCCGUUUCAUGACUUGACUCCAGAGGAGAAAGCUUCCAUAAAGGGAGCGGAUUUUUCGAAGUUGAAGAUAGCUGGGAUCUUCGUGUUCCAUGAUCCUAGAAACUGGGCCUUGGACGUGCAGGUGAUGUGCGACGUCAUUUUGUCGGGCGGAACCAUAGGCGCGGGACAUGCUACAUCGUCAAGUCCCGUUGAUGUCGUCUUCUGCAAUCCUGACUUGAUCUGGCGAUCUGACUUCCCAGUGCCUCGCUUUGGUCAGGGGGCGUUUCGCGAUGCUUUUCAGGCUGUCUAUAAGUCAAUGACCGGUAUGACGUGCAAUUAUACUCAAUAUGGGAAACCUACAGAAGCCACAUACACCUUCGCGGAGGCGGCAUUAAAGGAUCUACUCUUAGCGAGACAUGAAUCACGUCAACCUUCGGUGUACAUGGUAGGAGACAAUCCAGAGUCUGACAUAGCGGGGGCCAAUGCAGCAGGCUGGAAAUCCAUUCUUGUGCACACAGGGGUAUACGAUCCCCGUCAGGGUCAGCCUAAACACGUGCCAAACCACCAGGCCAAGGACGUGGCGGAAGCUGUGCAGUGGGCACUUGGACAAGAAAUGCGGGGCCAGAGAGCAUGACGUUGAAUAAAUACUUCUUUGCCAACCUAUGUUGAUCUACGACAAAAAAGGAGUUUAUU